This is a messenger RNA of Liolophura sinensis, 606 nucleotides long. Its product is annotated as cyclic GMP-AMP synthase-like receptor 3. NCBI's taxonomy places the organism in Eukaryota, Metazoa, Mollusca, Polyplacophora, Chitonida, Chitonidae. Bases 1 to 606 code for a protein of 201 amino acids. The transcript has a single exon. The record is from RefSeq and is a predicted model, not a curated record.
AUGGUGCAGACACAGCUGAAUAAGUUGAACUUCCCUGUACCAGUGAAACUGUUGGCUCACGGACCGGCUGUCAUGCUCAGGAUACAAGACAAACACCAUAUCGUCGAGGUGGAUUUAGUCCCAACGUUUGUUGUAGAUGACCAGUUCUAUGUGGCCAAACCAUACAAGAGUUACGCUGACAACCCAGAACGCAGUAUUGGCGGGGUCUCUACCUCCCUAUUCUGGCGUCAAUCCACAUCCCUUGACGAGAAGAGCAUGUUAUCAACAAUUGAUCGCGACCAGGGCUGCCGACGUAAAUGUUUGAAGAUCCUGAAGUACAUGCGCACUAGGGAUGCCACGCUGAGUUGCCUGACCUCAUUUCAUUUCAAGAACCUUGUGCUGCAUCAUGCCGCCGACGGGGACUGGAGGGACGCCAAUAUGGCGGAAAGGUUCCUGGAUUUGUUGCAGAGCUUGUGUACUUGUCUAGAUGGCGGUAACCUGAAGCAUUACUUCAUACCCCCAGUCAACUUGCUAGACGGGUUCGGUGCGAACGUCAUCGCCAACCUCAAAGGACGCGUAAGACGGCUGACGAGCAGUGACCAGGCAAUUCGACAACUUCUACAGUAG